UUUACGCUCGAUGCUGAGACCAAAUCCGUGCCCGCGCACCAAAUCCAUUUACUGUUUGGUAGUAGAGGCCCAGAUCGCGUCUCUCCGUCAAUCAAAGCAUCCUCUCGGUUGAAGCCUCUGUCAGUCGGUAGCCCGGCCUGAGAGAAGCGGGGGUACCUCUGUGACUCUCUCUGACGGAGCAGGACCAGAGCAGGACCGGAUCAGGAGGAAGAAUGGCGGAUUCCUGCAGCACCACAGCAGCCGGGGCCGAAGCCUCCAACAGCGCCGCUGCUGCUGCCGGGGCGGCGGGCAGGUCUGCGCCCGACGCACCACCCGCUGCUGCGGCAACCAAAACCGAGACCGUGAAGGGCCAGAACUUUGAUGUGGGCCCCCGGUACACCAACCUGUCGUACAUCGGGGAGGGUGCGUACGGGAUGGUCUGCUCUGCUAUGGACAACGUGUCUAACCAGCGCGUCGCCAUCAAGAAAAUCAGCCCAUUUGAGCACCAGACGUACUGUCAGCGCACACUGAGAGAAAUCAAGAUCCUGCUGCGUUUCCGCCAUGAGAACAUCAUCGGCAUCAAUGACAUUCUGCGGGCACGGCACAUCGACAACAUGAGGGAUGUCUACAUCGUGCAGACUCUGAUGGAGACGGAUCUUUACAAGCUGCUGAAGAGCCAGAGGCUGAGCAACGACCACAUCUGCUACUUCCUCUACCAGAUCCUGAGAGGCCUCAAGUACAUCCACUCGGCCAACGUGCUGCACCGCGACCUGAAACCCUCCAACCUGCUCAUCAACACCACCUGCGACCUCAAGAUUUGCGACUUUGGCCUGGCUCGGAUAGCCGACCCCGAACACGACCACACAGGUUUCCUGACUGAGUACGUCGCCACACGCUGGUACAGAGCUCCAGAGAUCAUGCUCAACUCAAAGGGUUAUUCCAAGUCCAUUGACAUCUGGUCCGUAGGAUGCAUCCUUGCUGAGAUGUUGUCCAACCUGCCACUCUUCCCUGGGAAGCACUACUUGGAUCAACUCAACCAGAUCCUGGGCGUCCUCGGCUCUCCAUCUCAAGAAGAUCUGAACUGCAUCAUCAACAUGAAGGCGAGGAACUAUCUGCAGGCCCUGCCCCCUAAAGACAAGGUCCCCUGGGAAAAGAUCUUCCAGGCAGAUUCAAAGGUUCUGGACCUGCUGGGCCGCAUGUUGACCUUUAACCCCAUCAAGCGCAUCAGCGUGGAGGAGGCCCUGGCUCAUCCGUACCUGGAGCAGUACUAUGACCCCACAGAUGAGCCGGUAGCAGAGGAACCCUUCACAUUCACCAUGGAGCUGGACGACCUCCCCAAAGAGAAGCUGAAGGAACUGAUCUUUGAGGAAACGGCUCGUUUCGUGGAAAACUACCAGGGGUCCUGAGACUCACAGCUCUUCACGGUGACAAAGCCACGCAGAGGCUCGGAACAAGAAGACCCCAAACGUCACGCUGAAACAAACGAAAAAAAAUGCAUCUUCAAGAAAAACCAAGAAAAAGAGAAAACAAGAAAAACGAACAUUUAACUGCUUUUUUCCAUUUCUACUGCAAGAGAGCUAAGUUAAACUUUAAUCUGCUGUGGAUGGAGGGUGGAACAGUCUGUCAUGAUGUUUCUGUCUGUCUGUGUGGGACUCUCCAUCCUCUUACCCUGCGUUUGUUUCCUGUUGUACGUUUUUCCUCAUCCUUUCCCAUCUACACUAACUCCUCCUCCUCCUCCUCCUCCUCACACCUCUUUAUUUCUCCUGUGUGGGCUCUCCUCUCUCUUCCUCUGUCGCUCCCUCUCAUGUAAACACAAACUACUGUAUUAACACCAUAACUGUCCCGUCAUGCUCCAUGUUAAUAACAAACCUGGGAACAUCGAGGGCUAAAAGAAUGGGGAAGCGUAUCGCGUGUGUGUGUAUAUAUAAAAAGAAUAGAGGACGUUUUCUUUUCUUUUCUUAGAGUGCUUGUUGCAGUUUUUGUUAGUUGUUUACGUGUUUUUCGGAUCAGUUCGGACUCGUAUCUGUAUGUUUUGAGGUUUAUAUUUACUAUCGUUUGUUGACUUGAUUUUGAGGCGAUUCUAUGUGUUUACUUCGGCAUGUUGGCAGAUUUAAAAAUGUAACGUUGUAGCUGUUUUACUUCCUAAAAGAAGAAUCUGUGGAUCUUCGUUUGAACGCAUGCAUUCCUGAGAUGAACCAAAGCUGCUGAGAACCUGACUGAGGAGCAACUGCAUAACAUUUCUUGUAGUUAUAGAUUUUUCUUUUAACACAUUCGGCAAAAACUCAUACUGUGUGCAGACUAAGUGAACUCUUCAGGUUUGGUUUUAUGCACCAGAUUGGAGCAGACAAGAUCGACUUACCUGCAACUUAAGAUUCAUUUUAUUAUCUGUUGUUUGAAGAUUAAUCCGUUUGUAGUUUGGUCGUUAACAUGUCCAAAAUUCGGGGGUGAAAUGUCAACCAGUGUUUUCCAAAGCUGUGCAAAAUGAAAACAUUUAUAACUGAAAAGCUUGAAUAGAAGAGUUAAGAUAUUAAAAUAGAACAAUACAACCAAUCGACUGAACUUUCUAGCUUCAUAAGAAAGCAUCAACUUGUUCUUGAAUUGCAUUUUCGCUCUGGUGUUACAGCAAAGUUACAAAGCCCUGCAUCCUCGACCAUGCACACACCCACAGUGCAUUAGUGUUAUUUUUACUUGACUCAGUCUUAGUUUUGCGUUGGUGUAAGAGUAUUUUUUGUCCACAUUGGGCCCCACAACGUUCCUUUAUUGAUAUUAUACAAACGCUGAACCAUCGUCAGUAUUUAAUUUCUGUGUUACCAAACAUAUCUGUCACAAAAGCAAAUUCAAAAAAGUAAUUCUGCAAGUCGGGUAACAAAAUUCCUCCACCUUUAACGUUACCGUGAAUUUUCCCCGGGCUGAAAUUAAGAGGAUGAAUUCAGGAUGAAACUUCAGGAAAGUUCCAGUAUUUUUUUAAAGUCAGAAACUCCAACACAUCAUGAAUGCAUCAUCAUCAUUAUCAUAACAGUCAAACCUGAGCAUGUCAGAGUGUACUCUUAAGAAAACCAUCAUCCUCAACUUGACUUUCUCCUCCUCCUCCUCCUCCUCCUCUUCUUCUUCCUCUUUCUUCUGUUAACACGCCUCAUUCUCUCCAAGAUGGCUUCUUCUUCGUGCAUGUGUUUACGUCAGUGUUCCUGCUCAUGCUCCCGUCUGCUCCCUUGUCUCUCUGUCUUCUGGACGUGACUGUGCUAGCCGUCUGCUGCUUUCUGGGUCCGGCUCAGUCUGCACUAAUUCUUGCCUGUUGCACUUGGACUCUUAAGAGGGAAUGGACCAACACGUGCACUGGAUCUGGUCUCGCUGUAUCAGCGCGGGUCUGUGAUGCUAAAAGACACAAAUCUCUUUCUACGUCAUCGCCUGGUUUUCCUCCGCCUGCGCUCUUGGAGGCUUUUUGAUGCAUGUUGUGAUGUGAACUCUUUCUGUUUGACCUCCCUCCUCGCUUUACUCAAAGGGCUGCCUCCUCCUCCUACUCCUCUUCUUCCUCCUCCUCCUUCUCCUCCUCCUCCUCCUCCUCCUCCUCCUCCUCCUCUUCCUCCUCUUCCCUCUUUUCUGUCUGCUUCUCCUAAGUAGUGUUGUUGAAAACCUCCUCUCUCAUAUCCCUGACUCUGCUGCCAACAGGAAACUCAUUGCCCCUCCUUUUCUAAGAUCCCGUUGCUCAUAAAAGCAGGAAACUCGCUCUGAUCACAUGACCCAAUCAGCACGCCUGCACUUUGUCCCUCCAGCCACGCUCUCCCCCCUGAGUUUGUCGUUUCUCCCUUUUUUGUGCAUCCUUGUUGUUCAACGUUAAGUUUGGCCCGCCGUGUGUGUUUGUGUGUGUGUGUGUGUGUGUGUGUGUGUGUGUGUGUGUGUGUGUGUGUGUGUGUGUGUGUGUGUGUGCGUGCGUGCGUGCGCGUGUGUGCACGUGUGCACGUGUGCACGUGUGCACGUGUGUACGUGAACUGCUCCUCAGUAACAGAAAGCCAAGACUCUUUUUGUCCUGUGUGUGCAUGUGUCUAUGUGUGUAUGUCAGUGUACUGCUCCUCAGUAACAUAAAGCCAAGGCUCUUUUUGUCCUGUGUGUGAGUGUGUUUGAAAGUAUGUAAAGCCCUCCUGCAGUUUUCUGUGUUGACAUCUGUGAGAUUUCUUUCUUUGGGAACAGCGUAACAACAGUCGCACGGUUAUUCGGUUUGUGUAUGUGGUGCAGCAGUCGAUCAGUCCCUGCUUGCUUUGUUAUUUUCUUCUUCUUCUUCUUCUUCUUCUUCUUCUUCUUCUUCUACAACCUGACACCAGACCAAGCAUUUCCAAGAGGACGACACUUUGCAGUCCUCCUGACACACUCACUCACGCUCCCUCUCUUUAAGAGGAGUGUCUGUGUGUGUGUGUGUGUGUGUGUUUGUGUGUGUGUGAAAAGUUGCACUUAAACGCACCGUAAUCUUUCUCACAGCGUGGACCAGUCUGUCAUGAGGUCUGGGAUAUUGUUGUUCUGUUCUUGUUAUUGCUAUCGUUGUUACAUUGGUGGGUUGUUGUAUUUUAUUUUUUACAUAAAAGGGAGCUAAAGUUGUAUCAUUUUUUUUAUUAUUAGUUUGUUUUUAACUGUAUUUUUGUUUCUUUAUUUCGGGCGUGAUUGUUAUUGGCAGUGUUUGCAACCUCUGGAUUUUUUUUUUGCUUUAAUUUCCCUCAAAGAUCUUAUUAUAAGGAAUUAUUUUAAAAGAAGAUAUAAGUAGAUUAUCAAAGAGAUAUGAGUUAUUGAGGGUUAUAGUCUGUAUUCUGUGGGUAUUAUGAAUUUAACGACUAACAAAGAAGCAGAAUUAUAUACAUAUAAUGAAAUAAAAUUUCCUGAUACUGUUAUA
Molecule: messenger RNA, 4855 nt
Organism: Notolabrus celidotus (New Zealand spotty)
Lineage: Eukaryota; Metazoa; Chordata; Actinopteri; Labriformes; Labridae
Gene: mapk3
Product: mitogen-activated protein kinase 3
Exons: 9
Coding region: 213-1385 (390 amino acids)
Biological process (GO): protein phosphorylation; intracellular signal transduction
Cellular component (GO): cytoplasm; nucleus
Molecular function (GO): ATP binding; MAP kinase activity
Source: RefSeq, a predicted model, not a curated record